Molecule: messenger RNA, 399 nt
Organism: Procambarus clarkii (red swamp crayfish)
Lineage: Eukaryota; Metazoa; Arthropoda; Malacostraca; Decapoda; Cambaridae
Source: RefSeq, a predicted model, not a curated record
AUGUCACCACCACCAGCUAAGAAACGAUGUCAGUCAAAUGAAGAGGAUAUUAGAGAAUUUAAGGAAUACUGGACUGAAAAGUUUGGCAUGAUUAAGAAGGAUGAUAAAGCUUCAUGCAUUUUCUGUUCUGACACAGUUGUUUGUAGAACUUCUUCUGUAAAGAGACAUUUUGAAAAUGUUCAUAAGAACUUAAGCAAUAAAACUGAGGAGGAACAAAGAGAAUUAAUUUCUCGUGAACUGAGCAAGACAAAAACACAAGCUGAAACUUUUAUGAAUUAUAUUUCAGGUAGGUCUAGUUCCAACUUAGUUGCUGCUAGUUUUGAAGUUUCAAAAGUUAUUGCCCAACACGGAAAGCCUCUCUGUGAUGGGGAGUAUAUUAAAGAAGCUUGGCUAGAAUGA